Molecule: messenger RNA, 2052 nt
Organism: Cyphomyrmex costatus
Lineage: Eukaryota; Metazoa; Arthropoda; Insecta; Hymenoptera; Formicidae
Product: Centrosomal protein 89kDa
Exons: 6
Coding region: 13-2001 (662 amino acids)
Biological process (GO): chemical synaptic transmission; mitochondrion organization; cilium assembly
Cellular component (GO): ciliary transition fiber; centriole
Source: RefSeq, a predicted model, not a curated record
CAUAAAAUUCGCAUGUACAGAUGGCUUUCUGAAAUUUUUUACUGCUGUCUGUCACAUGCACGUUUUUGGAGUAAUCGCAGACAAUGCCAAAUCGCGACAACAGUGUUGACAGGCAUAGAGAAAAGUAGUCAUAAGGUUUCAAUCACAGAAAAUGAAUUGGAACCAGUGCAUAAACCACUACGUUACAGACGGUUCCACAGAGCUAGACGCCACUCAAGAGUUAAUGGAGAAUUCGAAGAAUUGUCAGAUAAAAAUGAAAAUAGCAAUGGUGUUACAGUGUCUAAAAAAAGUAGUAAGCAUAACAUUCAAAAGAAACUUGACAGAUUAGCUGAAGAAAAUCGGAUAUUAACAAUGAAACUGGAAAGUUUUAAUAUAAGCCCUGAGACUAUUGCAGAAUUAAAAGAAAAGGAUUCCUUAAUAUCAAAAGUUUACACCAAGUAUCAGAAAUUAUUGAAAAAUCAUGACAACUUACAACAAGAAUAUGAGAAAGUAAAUGCUGUUUUGGCAGAACGUGAAACAGAAUACAAUCAGUUGCAAAUGCAUCACAAGAAAUUUACAGAAGUUUUACAAAAAGUAGAAAAAACCAAUUCCAAUCUUCUAACAUUUAAUCAAAGAUGUAAGGCUGAAAAUGUUCAGUUAAAUGAAGAUGUACUGCUUCUUAAGCAUGUAAUAUAUCGAUUGAAUGCAGAGCUUGAAAGAUAUCAAAAUAAGUUAAAAGAAUCUGGACAAAGUGUUUUACCUAAAAAUGUUAAUGAUAUAUUAGACUCUAAAAGACAGGCAGACGAUAUCAAAACAGUGUCAGAAUCUUGGGGUUCGGUGAAUACGCAUGUGCUAGGCCCACUUUUAGACGCUUAUCAAGAGAGCCUGUCGGAGAAACAAGAGCUUGUAAAUAGAUACGAAGAGGACAUCGCAAAUUUUAGUACCAGAUGCAAAGAAGUUAUCAUGGAGAAUGAAUGUAUGCAGAAUGAAAUGGAGCAGUUGAAAUCAAAGUGUACCAGGUACGCAGAUGAAAUCAAGAUGAUAUCCGAAGAUGCUGACUUGCUCAAGGAAUUGAACGAGUGUUAUACGAAACAGACAGCUCACCAAAAGCAAAAGAUACACGAGAUCCAUUCAUUGUACGAACAGAAAGUUGGGGCAAUGUCAUUUGAUAAUAACAGGCUUCACGAGGAAUGUCUCGCUUCUAAGACUGAAUUGAGUAAUCUUCAGGGAAAAUAUGAUAUUCUUCACAAGGAACAUGAAAAGUUGCAAAAUGAUAAUACAAAAACUAUGCCUGUUCAUGUUCAUAAUGCUGCCGUCGAAGAAUGCAGAGAACUGUUUGAUAAAUUGAAGCGUCAAUAUGAAACUGAGAAAGAAAAACUCUCCACUCGCAUUAAAGAAUUAGAGGAAUUCCACAGCCAAAAUAAAAGUCAACUGGAUGUAGUUACGAUUGAAAGAAAUCAAUUGAAAGGAUUGAAUAAAAGUUUUGAGAAACGUUUGAAACGUAUACAGCAUAAAUUGGAGCAUUUUCAAAAAAUUGCGCAUUCCAUGCAAGUAUCUCGAGAUUCCUUUAAGAAACAAUUAAGAAAGACUACAUUAUAUUGCGAAGAGUUAUUCAGUGAAUAUGAAAGAAUAGCCGCCGAACGGGAUAAAUUAAUGAAACUUUUACAAGAAACAGAAAAUGAAAAUGCAAGUAUCCAUUUGCUCGGCGAUACUAUUACUCAACGAGUAGGUCACCUAAAAGACCAAUUAAAGAUUGUACACGAAGGUGCUAAGCAACAAAUAGCGCUGGCAGAGAAAAAUAUGAAAGUGCAACAGCUCGGAGUGCAUCGAAUGAAGGACGAGUAUCACCGAGAACUGCAACGCUUCAAGCAUUUGCUGAAGCAAAAAGAGGAAACGAUUGGACGAUUGCAGAAAGAGAUUAGCGCGACCCGCGAGAACUUGGAACUCGUUUGGAGAGUCACCGCUGUGGAUAAUAAGAAAGUUAAAGGAGGACAGAAAAGCGCGAAGAUUCAGCAUGUUUAGUUAAGCUUAGAAAUUACCAUGGACGUAUCCACGAUGUGAAAUAAAUCUAAU